Molecule: messenger RNA, 1327 nt
Organism: Vidua chalybeata
Lineage: Eukaryota; Metazoa; Chordata; Aves; Passeriformes; Viduidae
Gene: SPINT2
Product: serine peptidase inhibitor, Kunitz type 2
Exons: 6
Coding region: 71-736 (221 amino acids)
Molecular function (GO): serine-type endopeptidase inhibitor activity
Source: RefSeq, a predicted model, not a curated record
CCGCGCGUUCCGGGCGGUGGGCGUGGCCCGCGGCGGCGCACCUGGGUGACGUCAGGGGCGCACACCUGCGAUGGCGGCGGGGCGGCUCCUCCCGCUGCUCCUGCUGCUCCUGGGGGGCCCGGGGGGCUCCGGGCAGGACCCCCCGAGCGGCCCCGCCGCCCUCGCCGCCCGGUGCCGGUUACCGGCGCUCACCGGCCGCUGCCGCGCCUCCAUCCCGCGCUGGUUUUUCAACGCCUCCUCCGGGAGCUGCGAGAGUUUCGUGUUCGGCGGCUGCGGCGGCAACGGGAACAACUUCGGCAGCGAGCGGGAGUGCCGGGAGAGCUGCGCGGGCUCCGCUCCCUCCAGCCCUGUCAGCACCAAUUCCACCUUAGCAGAGCUGUGCUCGGCGCCGCCGGUGCCGGGGCCGUGCCGCGCCGCGUUCCCGCGCUGGUUCUACGUCCCCGCGGAGAAAUCGUGCCGGGAGUUCACCUACGGCGGCUGCCGCGGCAACGCCAACAACCACCGGGACGAGCGCGAGUGCCUGCGGCGCUGCCGGCCCGCCGGUGAUUUCGGCGCCGAAGUCCGGAGAUUCUUCUCCUCCAAAGGAGCAGUUUUGGGGGGUCUCCUGGCGCUGGGGGCCGCGCUGGCCGCGGGGCUCGCCCUGGGCCGGCGCCGCUGCCGGACGAAGCCGCGAGCGCCGGGAGCCGCCGGGAGCGAGGACCGGGAGUGCCUGGUGAAGGAGCCGUACCUGGCCUGAGCCCCAAAACCACCCCAAAACCCCCAAAAACACCCCAAAAAUACCCCAAAAUCCCCCAAAAUCCCCCAGGAGCUGCCCCCAAAUCCCCCUCCCCUGACAAUGAUCCGUGCUCUGAUUUUUAUUGAUUUUUUCUAGGGAAUAAAUGGAAUUAUUUUGGGAAAGGCGGGCGGGAAAACCCCUAAAAAAAAAACCAAAAAAAAUGCCCCAAAAAAUCCCAAAAAAUCUUCCAAAAAACCCCAAGAAAUCCCCUCAAAAAAUCCCCAAAACAACCCAAAAAAUCCCCCCAAAAUCCCCCAAAAACCCCCCAAAACUCCCCCAGGAGCUGCCCCCAAAUCCCUCUCCCCGCGCCGCUCCUGACAAUGAUCCUGAUUUUUAUUGAUUUUUUCUAGGGAAUAAAUGGAAUUAUUUUUGGGAAGGGCGGGUGGGAAAACCCCCAAAAAAUCCCCCCAAAAAAUCCCCCAAACCCCCCCUAAAAAAACCCACAAAAAACGACAAAAAAAAAAAAAAAAAUCCACAAAAAAUCAAAUAAAUGGAAUUUUGGGAAGGGCGGGUGGGAAUUUGUAGCCCAAAAAAACCCCCCGCCCCCAAAAA